AUGGAAGUCCCAGUUCUGCUGGGUGGCAAAACAACCACCUCCUUCUCUGCAUCGUCCAUCGGGAGCAGCGGUGGUGUGCCGUUUUGCCCCUUGUUAAACACGUUCCCCAGCGCCGUCCCGGCUGUGGCUCAGCCGUGCCCUGUGGUGGGCGAUUGGAACCGGCGGGAUCCGGCCGUGUCCGGCUGGAUCCGGCCGUGUCCGGCUGGAUCCGGCCGUGUCCGGCUGGAUUCGGCCGUGUCCGGCUGGAUCCGGCCGUGUCCGGUUGGGGCAGCCCCUCCUGCCCCUCACGGUGCUGCUGCUGCCAUCGCUGGAGCCGAUGCCUGCUACAGCCGUGCCUGGUUUAAUGCGCUGAUCCCUCAGCGGGUUUCCAAGCGGGGAUCACUGGGACCUGUGGUGCAGGCCACCCCAUUGAGCUCCAAGAGGGGAAAGUUCACUUUCCAGAGACGUGUAGGACGUGGACUCCAGGGCUCCUGGACACUGCUGGUGCAAGGGACUUCUCAGGAGGCUGCACUCGGAACCCAAUCUUGCUCCUCUGAAAGGCUAUUUUAUUUGCCGCUGGGGAAAAUUUUGAAUCGUGGGGCCGUGCGCUUUCCGCAGGUGCCCUCGGUGGGCGCUGGCUGGAGGGAGGCGAUGCAUCCCGGAGCCAUCGUCCGCCACGGAGCCCGAAAAAAUGCACUACACCCGCCCUGGGAAAGACCUGGAGGACAGCUUCCGGCAGCAGCUUUAAACGUCUAAGCACCGUUUAAUGCUAGUUUUUAACAGACCAAUUUCAACACUGCAGGUGUACCAUUUAAUCUCACACCUGGAAAUAUCAUCCAAGAGAAGAUGGAAUGGAAUGUUAGCCUUUCUGGCAAGAGAAAGGGAGCUUCCCCUCAUCAUUCAGCCUCAGAGACCAGAGCUUAGUACAUAUGUGCCAGCUGUGCCAGCCUCUUGGAUACACAUUGGUUCCUGCAGAGAAUAUCCUUCCACUUGCUUUCUCAAGAACCUAGUUAACUCUUACUGCUAUUCAGCAGACAGUUUUGCUGCAGAACAUUAGUCAAGGGGUGAUCGGGGAGACAACUCUUCUGGAUUCCUUUGAAAACCUGAUUUGAACUGUUAUUUCUGAGAAGUUUCAGAAUGGAUUGCACAGAGACAGCUUUGAAAUAAGCAGUGUAACUCUCAUACUUUUCAGAGUAUCUUGUUCUGCAUUUUCCCGAAGUAUGCCACACAGCAAAACAGAGGUGUAACAGGACUGUGAAUGUCUUAAUUAAACAGGCACACUAUU
Messenger RNA from Hirundo rustica (Barn swallow), 1264 nucleotides. RefSeq lists its product as uncharacterized. The record is from RefSeq and is a predicted model, not a curated record. Bases 1 to 735 code for a protein of 244 amino acids. The transcript is spliced from 4 exons. Lineage: Eukaryota; Metazoa; Chordata; Aves; Passeriformes; Hirundinidae.